AUGCAUCUCUAUCAACAUUCAGCUCGAUGCCCAGUGGCAUUUCGUUUCUUUCUCGAAUGUAAUACAAAAUAUUGGUGUUUUGUUCCUCUACAUCGUGACGAAGCAUUGACAGAGAACGCUGUCUAUCAUCAUAGAAAUUCAACGAUUGUUUCAGAAUUAGUUGAGAAAAUGGGAAUGACUCCAAUAGAUAGUCGUCGAGUAGAUCAUUAUUUACAACACGUACCUAAGGCACCUACUGGCUAUGCAUUUUCUUAUGGACAAGUACAAAAGCAGCGUGAAUUUUUCGAAAAUUUUGUGUGUUCGGAUAUUCAUCAACUAUCAUACCAUACAAUAGAUUUAUAUAAAAUGGCUAUUAUUGCUGUUCUUCCUGAUGAUCGUUCGAUUCUACUACGAUGUAUGAUCGAAACAUUCUUCAUUAUUCAUGGCGGAACUAAAUUAAAUAUGAUUUGUCCAGUGGGUAGUGAUGUUGAAGAACGCUAUGGUCGUCCAUAUAAUAUGGUGUGGUGUUUGAAUUUGAAUCGUCUAUCAACGACAACUUCAACAGCCCUUUAA
Molecule: messenger RNA, 552 nt
Organism: Rotaria sp. Silwood1
Lineage: Eukaryota; Metazoa; Rotifera; Eurotatoria; Philodinida; Philodinidae
Source: the annotation of a GenBank genome assembly